Messenger RNA from Eimeria maxima, 5514 nucleotides. RefSeq lists its product as hypothetical. The coding region runs from base 1 to 5514 and encodes 1837 amino acids. The record is from RefSeq and is a predicted model, not a curated record. Gene Ontology annotation, cellular component: nucleoplasm; nucleolus. Lineage: Eukaryota; Apicomplexa; Conoidasida; Eucoccidiorida; Eimeriidae. The transcript has 8 exons.
AUGAAGCAGCAGAAGAAGGGUCCCCUCUUCCCUGAGUAUGUAGAGGAUGAGGGUCUGCAGCAGCAGCUGCAGCAGCUGCAGCAGCAGCAGCAGCAGCAGCUACUGCAACAAGGCAGCAAGCCUGAUCUAUCAGGUCUAUCUUGUGCUACUUCUUAUAACCCUGAGGAGGUGCUGCAGCGGCUAGGCCUAUCUAUGGAUUUGCUGCCUCAGCGUCAGUUGCUGCUGCAGCAGCAGCAGCAGCAGCAACAGCAGCAGAAGCCGCUGCUGCUGCAGCAGCUAGAAGCAGAAGCAGCAGCAAAAGAAGAAAUUAAAUUAAGAGAAGCAGCACUUGUUGCAGGAGAAAUAGAUCUAGAAAGAGAUGAGAGGGAACACCGUCGCCAAUACAAGCUGCAGCAGCAGCAGCAGCAGCAGCAGCAAGAGCAGCAGCAGCUAAGGGCAGCAGCAGCACACAAGGGGCACAGCCGCCGCCGUCACCGCCGCCGCCGCAGCAGCAGCAGCAAGAGCAGCAACAGCUCAGAUGACAGUGUUAUUAUCGUAGACCCUCCCUCAGCGAGCAGCAGCAGCAGCAGCAGCAGUAGCAGCAGCAGUAGCAGCAGCAGCAGCAUCACUACCAGCAGCAGCAGCAGCAGUUGGCCUUUUGCUGCUGCUGCUGCUGCUGCUGUGUCUCCUGAGGUUGUUAGGCAGCUAGAAGAAGGAGCGCAGCAGCAGCAAACAAUAUGGUCAUUAAAACGCAUGCAAACAGCAGCAACUGCUGCUGAGGGUUUGCUGCUGCACCCUAAGUAUAGACACAGAAGAGGAAAAGGUAUUAAGGGCAUGCAGCAGCAGCAGCAGCAGCAAGCAGCAGCAACCAGCACCAGCAGCAGCAGCAGCAGCGCUGCAGCAGCCGAGUAUGGUACUGCAACAGCAUUUCCUAUAGAGAGGAGGAGGUCAAGGAGGAAGGAGAGAGCAGCAGCAGCAGCAGCAGAAUCUGCUGCUGCUAUUGCUGCUGCAACAGGAGGGGGCCCUACACAACUGCAGCACAAAUUUACUGUAGAUAUAGAUGGACUAGGGAAGCCGCUGCUGUUCGAUGCUGCUGCUGCUGCUGCAGGAGCAGCAGCAAACAGCAGCAGCAGCAGCAGCAGUAGUAGUAGUAGUAGCGAAGGGGAGGAGGACGGCGCAGCAGCAGCAGGAGGAGCAGCAACAGCAGGAAGAGAAUCAAAAAGGGAGCUGCAGCAGCAAGAAGAGGAGCUGCUGCUGCUGCAGCAGCAAGAUCAGCUGCUGCUGCUGUGCAGACAAAAUCCUUAUAAUAUAAAGGUAUGGGUGCUGCUUGUUGCGCUGCAGCAGCAGCUGCUGCAGCAGCAGCAGCAGUUGCUGCUGUCCGAGGUUACAGCUGAGCAGGUGCUGCUGCGGCAGCAGGACGCUCUGGACUUAGCAUGCGGUCAUCAUACAAAUGCUGCUGCUGCUGCUGCUGCUGCAGCUGCUGCUGCUGCAGCAACAGAUACAGCAGCAGCAGCAGCAGCAGCACCGCCAUCUCUUGUUGUAUUAAGACGGCUGCUGCUGCUGCAGCAAACAGGGUCUCCCUUAGCAGCACCAUCAUGGCGCAACACAGCAGCAUUAGUAGGGAAGAUUGCUGCUUCCCUUAAUCCCAGCAGCAGCAGCAGCAGCAGCAGCAGCAGCAGCGACAGCAGCACGGAGACUGCAGUGACACUCGCGCGGUGUCUGUACAGCGCUGCUGCUGCUUCCCCACAAUACUCAGAGAAAUGCAUGCGUUUGCUGCUAGGUGAUUUGCUGCAUGCAGCAGCAGAAACUAUCACACCUCCAGCAGCAGCAGCAGCAGGAACAGCAGCAGCAGCAGCAGCAGCAACAGCAACAGCAGCAAACUAUAAGACAUGUAUAACAAUGCUGCAUGAGGUCCUCUUUGGUCUUGUGCUGCCUAUAGAAGUAAGAGGAGGUCGUGUUGCUGCUGCUGCUGCUGCAGCACAGGCUGUCGUACACUUGGCGCUGCUGCAUGCAGAGCAGCAGCAGCAGCAGCAACAGCAGCAACAGCCGUCCCUCCUGGAUAAGUUAAAGCAAAUAUGGAUGGGGGAGAGCAGCAGCUGCUGCAGGCGAGCAGGGGAGAUUGGCUUCCGCCCUCAGCAGCAGCAGCUGCAGCAGCAGCAGCAGCCGAUAAGCAGCAAGCCUGCUACUGCAGUGUAUACGCAGCUAUGUGAAGCUGUUGAAGGCAGCAUGAUGACGCUGCAGCAGCAACAGCAGCAGCUGCUGCUGCAGUGCGAUGUUGAGUGCGGAGCAAUUGCUAGCCGUGACAGCAGCAGCAGCAGCAGCAGCAACAGCAGCAGCAGCAGAGGUUGUGAUGAUGGGUUUGCUGCCUAUUGUGCUGCAGACUUUGCUGCUAUGCAUUUCUCUUGGCGCGCUGCUGCUGGAGGUCCUACUGCAGCAGCAGCAGCAGCAGCAACAGAAGCAGCAGAAGCAAAUGCAUCUGUACAAGCUGCUGCUGCUGGCAAGGCAGCAGCAGAUGCAGCAAUUGCAGCAGCAACGGAUGCAGCAAAGGUAGGUGAAGCAGCAGCAGCAGCAAGUGCAGCAGCAGAAGUAGCAGCAGCAGAUCCUUCGUUUGCUGCCUUGGAGGCGAUGCGUCGUGCUGCUGCUGCUGCUGCAGCAGCAGCAGAAGCAGCAACAAAGACAGCUGUAGCAGCAAGGGAUGCAGCAGCAGCAGCAGCAGCAGCAGACCUCAAGCUGCCGGCUCCUUAUUGUGUCUCUAGUGACCGCAUGCAGCGGCAGCAGCAAUGGCAGCAGCUGCUGCCUAUCUUGUCUGCUGUUGACUCUGUCUUAUCUGCUGCUGCUGCUGCUGCUGCACCUUUCUGCUGCUGCAGCAGAACGAAGACACCAAGCAGCAGCAGCAGCAGGAGCAACAGCAACAGCAACAGUAAGAUGAGUAUGAGCAGCGCUUCUCCCGUUCCAACUGCAGCAGCACCAGCAGCAGCAGCAGGAGCAGCACCGCGUGCAACAGACACAGCAGCAGCAGCAGCAGCAGCAGCAGCAGCAGCAGGUCCUGCUUACGGAUUAGUUAUAGGAGUUCUUGAUUCUUUAUGUUCUCCUUCUCUGCAUAGAUUCCCCUCUAGUCAUCCGCGCUUGCUGCGCGGAGACACAGCAGCAGCAGCAGCAGCAGCAGAUGCAGCAAAGUUGAGGGCAUUCGUUCUUCUACUGCAGCAGCAGCAGCAGCAACAGCAACAGCAACAGCAACAGCAACAGGAACAGCAGCAGGAAAUGGAGGAUGCUGUUCGUUCAGAAGCCAUGGGUCUAGACAGCAGCAACAGCAACAGCAACAGCAGCAGCAGCAGCAACAGCAGCAGCAGCAGCAACAGCAGCAACAGCAGCAGCAGCAGCAACGGUGCAGUUCCUUUUUCUUUCUUUUGGCCUCUUCCUUCCUUGCUGCCUGCUGCUGAUUCUCCGCUACUGCAGCAGCAGACACGUGCUGCUGCUCGUUGGCUGUUAACACAAAGACGUCUGCGGUGGGCAGUGUUGCGCUCCCAGCAGCAGCAGCAGCAACAGCAGCAGCAGCAGCAACAGCAGCAGCAGCAGCAACAGCAGCAGCAGCAGCAGGAGGAAACAGAGCUUCCUUUAUCUGUACUCCUUGGAGAUGCCUAUACACCGCAAAGCUUAGCAGCAAUAAUUUGUUCACAGGCCCUUCUUGUCUUUCCUGAUGAUCGUUUGCUGCUCUACUGCGCUUUGUGUCUCUGCCCUUCCUCUAAGAUCUUCCGUCUGCUGCUGAAGAGGAACGAAGCAGAACCUGCCUUGUGGCUAACCUUUGCUUCUUCCCUCUUCCUCCAAGCAGCAGCAGCUGACAGCAGCAGCAGCAGCAGCAGCAGCAACGCAGGGACAAAAAAGAAUCCCUCGCAGUUGCUGCUGCAGGGAAGGAAGGUGUUGCUGACUUGCUGCAGUGCUUUUGCUGCUCAUGCGCCUCUUGCUGCUUCCUGGGCCUUCCUCGAGCUAACUACUGCUGCUGCUGCAGAGGCAGCUGCUGCAGAUGCUGCUGCAGCAGCAGCAGCAGCAGCAGCAGAUGGGCCCAGGGAGUACCAACAGGAGCAGCAGCAACUGGGUAUUUUACCACCGCUGUUUUCCUUUGGUUGGUCAUGGGCAGCCUGGAUGGGCAGCAUCAGCAGCGUGUCUCCUCAGCAGCAGCUGCUGCUGCAGCAAGAGGAACAGCAGCAGCAGCAGCAACAGCAGCAGCAGCGGGAAGCUUUACUGCCUUUUGAGGGAUGGGGAGUUCCUGCUGCUGCAGUGCAUGUAGCCAUGUGCUCAGCUAAUCGAUCUUUUGCUUCUCUUAAUCCCUCCUCUCCUGCUGUUCCUCAGCAGCAGCAGCAGCAGCAACAGCAACAGCAGCAGCAGCAAGAUGCUGCUGCUGCUGCUGCUGCUGCUGGUUCUGGUGAAUUAGAUGAAGACACAGCUUCAGGCAGCAACAGCAGCAACAGCAGCAGCAACAGCAGCAGCAGCAGCACAACUGCACUAGCCCGUUGGGGUUUGUGCAGCAGCAGCGAGGCAGCAAGAUGCGAGGAAUUGCUGCUGUCUUUUGUCUUGGUGUUGCUGCUGUCUGUAAGCGGUGGACCAGGAGGAGUCAAUGCAUCAGCAGCAGCAGCAGCAACAGCAGCAGCAGCAGCAGCAGCAACAGCAGCAGCAGCAGGCGAGGAAGGGGAGAUACUGCUAAAGGCAGCAGAUUUUAUGUUGCGACGUUUUCCUUCUAAUCCUUUCUUUCUUGCGGUGUAUACGCAGCUACUGCUGCGGCGGGGAGUUCGGGGGAAACGAGCUGUGCGUUCUCUAUACAAGGAGUUGCUGCUAGGACCUGAGUAUCCUGUUGUUGCUGCUGCUGCUGGGGCAGCAGGAGCAGCAGCAGAAGCAGCAGCAGCAGCAGCAGCAGCAGCAGCAAGAAAAAAGCCUCCUUGUUGGUGGCCAUCUGCUGCAACAUUAGAGGGCGCUUUCUUAGCUGAAUGGCUAAUUGCUGCUAAGGCAGCAAAACCUGUUACUCAAUGGUACGUCAGCAGCAGCAGCAGCAGCAGCAGCAGCAGCAACAGUAGCAGCAGCAGCAGCAGUAGCAGCAGCAGUAGCAGCAGCAGUAGCAGCAGCAAUAGCAGCAGCAGCAGCAACGCAAGACAUGGCAUAAAUGGUACACUCCUAGCGAAUCUCUGUGAGGGAUUGUGUGGGGCCCCACAGCAGCAGCAGCAGCAGGAGCAGGAGCAGCAGCAGCAGCAGCAGGAGAGACUGCAGCAGGAGACUAGCCUAAUGCAAGAAAGACUUGUGCAGGCUGUUUGUGAGUCUCCUUUCUCUAAGAGGUUAUGGUUGUUGCUGCUGCAGGUGCAGCAGAUAAGAAGAAGACAAGAAGCAGGAGCAGCAGGAGGAGCAGCAGGAGGAGCAGCAGGAGGAGGAGCAGCAGCAUUAACAGGAGGAGCAGCAGCAGCAGAAGAUAUUGUGCUGCUGCUUGCUGAUGCACUGCAGCGGGGAAUUUAUUUUUUUGCUGAUCCUCUUGCUGCUGCUGCAUUCCCUUAA